AUGGACAGUAAUAUGUCAUUUCAUCCAGCCAUCAUCCUCAUCCUUCGUUGUCCACAUGUUGACCAGCCCUACCAUGCCAUCGAUAUUUCCCAAUUCGCAUCGGGCCACAUCAGUGGCGUGCUCUCGAAGCUGAAUCCAGGGAUCGAAGCCAUAUCACGAAGGCGAUCCGAUCCCAGGCGAGCACGGACCAUCUCAAGGUUGAUGGCCUCGCUCGAUCGGCCCUUCCAAUCCGUCAAGAACGCGCUCCAUCAGCUCGAAACCAACUUCGGAAGACUCUGCAAGAAGAUUGGCAACCGCCAUGCGACCCCCGAAGACGCUCUCGCUAGAUUGGACCGCUACCACGCUGCCGCCAAGCUCUCGCAGAAAGCCAGCCCGUUGGUCACCCAGGCGAAGCGCCUCGAAGCGCAGAUGGCCGAGCUAGAUCUUCGCCCACCCAACCUGCCCCUGCAACGCACAGACCCUAUAUCCGAGUCGGAAAGGCUCCUGGACUCCGCGCUCGAGACAGCAUCGCUCGAGCGGGUCGGCCCAGCAGCCGGAGAAGAUCCGACUCCACAAACGCUGCCCUCGAUCCGUGCAAUCACGGCCACCCAGCCACACGUCCAGACGAUCGUCUCGGCCCGGAAGAUGGUCGAGGAGCAGAUGUCUAGGACCCUCAGCGCGCGUCUAGCUCGACCGGGCCAUGCUCUCCUCCUCCUUCCAGACCGCCCACAACCUCUCCAUCCUCGAGCGCUCCGUUGGCUCGAUGAUCUUCGAACUCGCCGAGCGCAUCGGCAAGAGGAUCAAGCUCGCCUUCGACCUCAUUUUCUUAGCCAGACAAGCCGGCGCAAAUGGUCUCCCUCUUCCCUCCCCUGUUGUCCGAUCCUUAUAUUGUUCGCACACGAACCCUCCCUCUUCCCUCUCACAGACCCCCACCCAACGUCCAGUUUGGGCUACAGAUCCCGCGCCAGAACCGAGCCCACAGUGGCAACUUUGCCCCAAUGGACGAGUGUUUUAUGGGCCCGGCUCACAGGCUUGAAUCGACAACCUGAGCAUGUGCUGUGUCGAGAGGUCUACACCCUCCAGAAAGUCCUGGAAUGGACGAAGGAUCCGGUCCCCGGCGUCCCGUUCCUCGAGGCCGUCCCCAGCUCUGCAUCGAUGCUCGAAGAACGUCCCAGCACCGUGUUCUGGACUACGCUUAGUGGCGCUACUAAUGUGUAUGAAUUAGGAUCCAACCCGAUUGCGCAAGCCCUGACGGCCAAUUACCCGCGUCUCCUGCGGCCAUUCCAGGAGUCUUUCUCCCGGAUCUCCUUGCACAUCCACACGACAUACAACUUGACCAGCCGAUCGCUAGAGACGAUCCUGGCGCUGCGGGCGGUCUUGCCGCUGGAAACCAUCAUGAUGCCGAGGAUGACGGAGGCGGACAACGGACGGGCGGAGGAGCUGAACGAGCUCGAGCCAGCUAGGUUCUCGACCCCUUCGUUGGUCCGUUCGGCCCCUAGAAAAGCGAAGGAAGUCGUCCACAAUUAUCUUAAACGAGCCGAGAGUAGAGUCGUGUUCCACCAGAAAGAACACCCGGUCGAAUCUGAAGAGACGUUCACUGAAAAUGUUCCUUGA
Messenger RNA from Puccinia triticina, 1593 nucleotides. RefSeq lists its product as uncharacterized. The record is from RefSeq and is a predicted model, not a curated record. Gene Ontology annotation, cellular component: COG complex. Gene Ontology annotation, biological process: intra-Golgi vesicle-mediated transport. Lineage: Eukaryota; Fungi; Basidiomycota; Pucciniomycetes; Pucciniales; Pucciniaceae. The coding region runs from base 1 to 1593 and encodes 530 amino acids. The transcript is spliced from 4 exons.